Messenger RNA from Calypte anna (Anna's hummingbird), 2689 nucleotides. RefSeq names its product glycophorin C (Gerbich blood group) (gene GYPC). The coding region runs from base 171 to 452 and encodes 93 amino acids. NCBI's taxonomy places the organism in Eukaryota, Metazoa, Chordata, Aves, Apodiformes, Trochilidae. Gene Ontology annotation, cellular component: membrane; cortical cytoskeleton. The transcript has 3 exons. The record is from RefSeq and is a predicted model, not a curated record.
UGCUGUUUCCUUUUCCAGUUGUAAAGGGGUCAGGAGCCAGGCAAGGAGAGCCUGAACAAGAGGAGCAUUUUCCUGGGCUCUUCCAGCUGUUCUGUUCAGUCCCGCCGUCCGUUCUGAGCAGGGAAGAGAGACUGUCAACACAAAUAAGGCAUUUUUCAAAGACAUAAAUUAUGAGUUACCAAAACAAUGCGACAUCUCAGCCACAUGAAGAGAUGGAGAGCCCCACAGCUGGAACAGAUGUGGCUGUUAUUGGAGGUGUGAUUGCUGCAGUGGUAUUUGUUCUCAUUUGCCUGCUGGUGGUGAUGGUCCGGUACAUGUACAGGCACAAGGGCACCUACCACACCAACGAGGCAAAAGGAACCGAGUUUGCCGAAAGCGCAGAUGCCGCUUUGAAAAAUGACCCUGCUCUCCAGGAAGCAGUGGAUGAGAGCAAAAAGGAAUAUUUCAUCUGAAAAGCAAGGAUUUCCAUGGAGACUUCCCCAGGGGAAUCAGUCUGAAAUUCUACAUCAACAGAAGUGCUAAGAGAUGGAUAAUAUGAGAACACAGGCAAGCAUCCUGAUUGAAAAGUAUCUCUUUACUUUUUUAUGUCACUGAGUUUUUGCUUUUCCUCGUCUGGUGAAGAACUAAAUGCCAGAUACUUGCCUGUUGAUUUUAUUAGCAACACAGCUGGUCACAGUUGAAAUCAAUAUCAGAUAAGAAGAAACAAAAUCUCAGUAUGAAUGAUACACCAAAACCAGAUAAAGAUAGCAAAUGUCAAGCCUUGACAUUUGGUGAAAAUAGCAGAUGCCAAUGGAAAACAUCCUCUUAGAGUUAAUGAUGCAUCCUGUGAUGAUAUGAUACAGAAGCACCUGAAAUUGAAUUUCAAAUGGUCACAGAACAAACAUUAAAGUAGACAAAGCUGCUGUAUCUGGAACAAAAACAGCUUUGUAGCCCAGAUAUCCCCCCCCUUCAAUGUGCAGUUUUAUUGGCACAGGGAAGUUUGUUUUGGGAUUUAGAUUGGGAUUUUUUUAUGUUUGGGUUGGUUUUUUUAGUUUUAUAUAUAUAUAAAAGUCAAAAACACUUCAAAGAGAUGAAACUGUUGGAGAACACAGAAAAUGUAAGGAAGAAGGAUUUAUUUCUAACUUGCUCAUCAUGUGAGCUUGAGAACUCUAAAAUGUUGAAACUUACAGUGUAGUAUAUAAUAAGCAGUAGAUUUACAAAUAUGAUUCCAAUUAGAUGGUAAGUUCUCUGAAUGCAUGCAUAAGUACAUAGGUAUUAAAAGGUAAAGCAUCUUGGCAUCUUGGUUUUAACAGGCCUUUUGAAACAAUGGAACUCAGCUAGAUUUUUUUCAUAGAAGAUAUUUUUGCCUGAGUAUUUAUUUAUUUAUUUUGCAUUGGAAAAUUCUCUUGAACACCUGCCAGCAGGAUUUUGGAUUUUUGCAGGGAGAGGAAUUUAGUUCUGGUGCAGAUAUCAAUAAAUCUUUGAAAAAUGCAACCAUAAGACUACCACUGUAAGGAAGCUUUUUCAUCUGCAUCCCACUGGUUUGUAUUGAUGUCUCCCUCUGUAUGGCUUCUUUAUAUCCUUUGCAUUGUGCUUAGUAAGAGAAUUAUACCAACCAUCAAUGCUUUAUUAUAAAUAAAUAUAUUAAUCAUGGUGGGUCACACGAAAAGAUCUUAUUCCUUGCCUAAAAAAUCAACAGUGAUGAGUUUCUUCACACCAGUAAGUUGGUUUUGUUAACUGAAACCCCCAGUUAGCUCCAGAAAUAGGACAAUUGUUCUUUGCACCUUCCCAAUCCCAGCUGCAAUGGUGCCCUGGACUACUGAAAACAGAGGAGGAGAAAUGCACAACAACAAUUAAGAAACUGAUGAGCAAAGCUCAACUGGUAUAUUUUUUCCUGUGUUUUGAUCUAUAUAUGUGUGUACAGUCAUCUACAAUUGUACUUUGAAGACAUUGUUGCUGAACACUUGAGCUCACUUUUGGGCACCAAAUUUUCAAAAACUCCUGGACUCCAGUAGCCAUUAUCAACACUGGCCACAAAAAUGCUUCAAGACUGAUGUGAACAAGAGAAGACUCUGAGGACCCAAGCAAAGAAAUGGAUAUUUCUCUAUUUUCAAUCACAGUCUCAGUCUUUUCUCCCUUCCUGAAGGAGAUGGACUCUGAAUUAUUCUUAGAAUCUCAAUAGCUCUGAUUUUGAAUAUCAAAUCCCUGUAUGUUUGCAUUUUAACCAAAAAGUAUAAAAAAUGUGCCAAUUUACUAAAUGCUUUAGAUAUUUUUGUAACAUACCAUUGCACAACCACAUUGUAUUCUGUGGCUAAUGAAGUAUAAAAUGCACAAACUCCAGUAUUAGCAGAGUUCAACUAUUUUGAUAUUAUGCAUCUAUUUCUUUUCUAAGAUAUAUUACUAUUAUAACUUUGUUAUUACUCUUGGAAAAUUAAUUUUGUUUUAUUUGUCUGGGACAAGUGUUGGAAAAAUUCACUAGUCUUAUCUUUAAGACUGGGUUGGUAAAACUUAAAUCCCUUGACACUCCAGUUCAAUAAAAAUGUAAAGAUUUCCUCUGAGGAUAGGAACCUAGGAACACCAAAAAACUUUUCUCCAGUGCUAGCAAGACCUGAGCCCUUCUGUCCCCCUAAGACUGGCUGUUAAAGAGAAUUGACUUUGGAAGAAGGUGUAAGUGACAUGGAGAAUAAAGUCCUGCCUUCCUCCUCGGUCA